AUGGACCCCCACCCAGCACCCUCCCCCGCCAAAAGACGUCCCCCGCCUCCGACUCGGGGCAUCCUCAAACCCCCUCCACCACCCGCAAAACCCUCGCUCGGCAACAGACUCAGGGAUAUCGUCUGGGGCGACGCCGAGGGAGAGACUCGCAGUCAAGACGGUGCUGCAGCUAGUGGGGGUGGAAGGAGGGAGGCGGGGGAAGGACAGAUGAGGGGACUGCCGACCCCGCGGGCGUUGGGCGGACAGGGAGGGACCUUGGCUUCCUUGUCCGGGAGGUUGGCGUCCGGCUUUGGGAGGCUGGUUGCGCCGCAGCCUCCUGCGACUGUGGGUCCUGCCAAACAUGAACCUGCUCUGUCAGAACGCUCGGCGCUGCAGGGGGAGAAUGGGGCCGAGCAGGGGCAGCAGGGGCAGGUGGUGGCGGUGAAGAAGAAGCAGCCGUUGAAGAAGGCGACGUUCUUGUUGCCGAGCAUGAGCGUCACUUACCCGAUAUCGUCGCAAGGGGAGCCGUGGUCGCUGAAAGUGCUGGAGGACCGUCAGAAGAUCGAGGUAGCCCAGCGACAGUUGUUGGAAGCGAGCACAGGCCCCGAGUACUGGACCCCUCAGCGCUUGGUCACCUUGUAUGAGCAAGCAUGUAAAUCAAGAGAAGAGAGACCCAGGAUAGGUAUUGUUCGCGCGCUCGAAACAUUAUCAACAGCCAAACCCAGAAUCAUCCACCUCGUCCACCGACCCGUGACCCACGCCACCAUAGGUCACCCCCUACCUCCACCUCAACAUCCCAUAGAAUCGCCCCUCACCCGGCACUCGUCUUUCCCUUUGGCAGACUUGCUGGCCAUCCAGUUCGGCUUGUAUGAGCUGUAUUUGGAAGAGGGCCUUGUGGGAGAGGGUGUAGCGGGGGAGGAUGUGCUGAGAAAUGUGUUGCAUGGGUUGCUUGUCAGUGGAGGAUUGGGUGUGCUGGGGCUGAAGGGGAAUAGGAAGGUGAGGAGUGGGGGGUGGCGUCUACUUACAGUGUUUCUGAAGAAGGCGAAAGACUUGAAGUAUCUUGACGUCUCUGAAACAGUCUGGGACAGAAAGAGUAUAGAAUACCUCGUCCAAUCCCUCCACGGCUCGAACCCUACCCCUCCUGCACCCACCGCCUCCUCUUCGACUUCUGAAUCAUCCCCCGCCAAUGAUCUAUCAACGACCACCGAAGAGCAAGAGGAAGAAGAACACGACCAAACGAUAUACGCCCCCUUCGUCCCGCCAGCGCCGUUACUCAAGCCGAGUACGAACGCAGAGGAGGAACAAGGGCCGGCGGCGUUGGUCAGUCUGAGGAUGGAUGGGUGUGGCCUGAAGGGAGCUGUCUUGGAAGUGCUCGCGCAAGGCAUAAGGACUUCCCGUCUGCACCAUAUUUCACUUCGAUCGAACCGGAUUUCGCCUCAAGGAGCUGUUGCGGUCGCUUUGAUGAUCAGAGAUUAUCCGGAUAGCGGGGCUGUCACACUUGCGGACCGGCUGGGUAGCAGCUUGACGAGCACGGGCGCAGGCGCGGGUUCGGGGGCGUUGGCGGGGGCGUCUGGAUCGCAGGUACCAGCAAAAACUGAAGUACCAUACGCCCCAAGAGUCCGAAAAGCCACCAGAUCCGUAUCACCUCAACCUCCUUCCCUCCCUACCGCCAAACCCUCAUCCCCUCCUCCCAUCCCCGAACGCCCCGCUCUUACUGCAACAACAAAGCCAAAGAAGGAAGACAGCGACAGCCUACCUGCCAUACCCACCGUCUCGUCGACUUCGUCAGGCGGGGUGGUGAGCAAGACGGUGCCGGAGGGGUAUCGAGCGCCAGAGAGGGGGAGUGUGAGGGAUAGGUUGGCUAUGCCGUUUACGGCUGAGCCUUUCGAUCAGAAUUCACACCCUGCUUCCGCUUCGGAAUCGGCGUUGGGGGAGAAGGAGCCGGCGGCACAUCAGCAGGGUGUGAGGGGGCCGGGGAGGGGCAAAAGUUUGGCGUUGGAAAGGAAUGUGAAGGCUUUGGAAGGGGUGGAGAGAGUUGGGAGGUUGAUGACGCUUGAUUUGAAGGGGAAUGAUAUUCGCACGGGUGUUUCGUAUAUCGCUCAAGUGCUGAAGAGGAACCGAACGCUAAAAGUGCUCAACCUCUCGAGCAACAACAUUCCUCCCUCGGGCCUUGUGCUUUUGGCAGAAGCGCUGAAAUACAAUACCACCCUCGAGACUCUCGAUCUGUCCAACAAUCCUUGCUGCUCAACUCCCACUUUUGGUACCGCAGGAACAGGCGUGACCGAAGGCAUCGAAGGCGUCCAAGCGCUCCGGAUGGCAUUCACAAUAAACACCUCCCUCAAACGCCUCUUCCUAUCAAACACAAACCUCACCAACGAAGGUGCCAUAGCCCUCGCCGAAUUCCUCCCCGAAUCCAAAUCUCUCCUCCACCUCGACCUCACAGAAAACCCGGGUGUGGGCGAAGCGGGCGUGAUGGCGCUCGCCAAGGGACUUCGUGGGAAUGAGUUUGUGAGGUGUUUGGAUGUGACGAUCCCGCCCUCGACGGGGGAGGGGUGGCAGGAUGGGGAGAAGAUGGGGAUGUGGUUGCGGAUGAUUCUGGAGAUUUGUAUAAGGAAUACGGAGCAUGCCGCGCAGCUCGUUUCUGCCGAAUCGUCCUCCCCCUCCACAACUACUGCGGCGGCGGCGGCGGAAAAGGAGAAGAAACAUGGGAGGUCGGCGUCGCAUGUGACGAACCAGAUCUGGGCGCCGUUGAAGAAGAGUGCGGUGUUGAAGCGGGGGAGGGAGGAUGAGGAGGAGAGGAAAGAGAGGGAGAGGGAAAAUUUGGUCAAAUCGAUGGAGGGGAAGGUGCGGGCGGAGGUUUACCAGCUCGUGGCGGAGGAUGUAAGGAAGGAGGUGGUGCAGGUUAUCAAGGGGCUGGAAGACUGGCUUGCCGCUGAUCUGAAAUCUAAAUCGCUGGCUUCACCUGUAUCGCUCCCCUCCACCCCCUAUGCCGAGGAACACGCCCGCGGAAAAGUCCUCGGCGAGCGUUUGGUGGAAGACAUUGAGAGAGGAGAAGAAGAGGGACUGGAAGAGUCGUUGUCUCUCAACGAAACGCUGCGCGGGGUGCUCCAAAAGUGCGAGGGCUUUGUACCGCCUCAGCAGAGAGUCCUCUUGCCGUCCGAGAUUGUCCAGCAACAACAGCUCUUGUCGCCCGUACCGACCAAGCACCACCGGCGAAGUUCGUCUCGCAACUCUGCGACUUCUUCUACCCCUCGCCGAAGCUCCGUCCAUGGAAGGGUGGGAAGUUUGGAGAUUUCGAGCCCUAAUUUCUCCCUGGGCGAUUCGGAUGAAGAAGGGGAUAGCGAUGCGGAAGAAGUGGACGUGGGGUCUAUCGAGCGCGGUGCUUCCGGCACAGUACCCACUCUUGGUUCUCUCGCCGCUACAGUCGACGCAGCUGGUGAAUACCCCGAGACGCCCGAGAAGGAUAAGAAGGAAGAGCAGGGGGCGGGUAAGGGACUUGGGUUUGAGGUGAAUGAUGUGCAGAAGGAGAUUGAGAGGGGUUUGAUGGAAGCGCAGGCUGAGCUGUAUUCGCCGUCUUCUUCGCCCACUCGCGCUUCGUCGGCCGCCGCCCCCGCCUCUCCCACGACACCGACCAAGCCCGCGCUGGCAUCCCUCGACGUGCCCGCCCCGACUGGCGCCACUUUGACCCCAGGCGACCAUAGUCCUGUUGAAAAGGUGUCGAGGGCGAUGGUAGAGGAGGAAGGUGAGAUUUUCAGGAAGGGGGUGAAACUGGGCGUGGUGGAUGAUGAGAGUGAGGAUGAGGAUGAGACGACGGCGGAGGAGAUGCUGGGGAAGAAGGGCGAGACGAAGAGGCGGGGAAGCACUGGAGUCAGUGGUGAAGAGUUGAGGAAGGAGAUUCUCGAAACCCCCGUCGCAAGGAGUCCAACCAGAAGAGUCAUCCCUCUCGAAGGCGAAGAAGGCGAGGAGCGAGAAGAGCAUGAGGACAGCGCUGGAGAGGAGUAAAAAGACCCUUGUGCGAGGGUUUGUUGAUUAGAAUACGUUGUGAUUUAUCACUUCGUCUGUGGACUAUACAUGUUCUUGAUUCCUGUUAUGACGAUGACGACAAUGCAUAUUGGUAUGGAU
Molecule: messenger RNA, 4101 nt
Organism: Cryptococcus amylolentus CBS 6039
Lineage: Eukaryota; Fungi; Basidiomycota; Tremellomycetes; Tremellales; Cryptococcaceae
Exons: 7
Coding region: 1-3981 (1326 amino acids)
Molecular function (GO): protein binding
Source: RefSeq, a predicted model, not a curated record